UGGCUGCUCAUUGGCUACGUAGGACGGAAGCUCGGUUGGUGUUUCUCCAGAAGUUCCCCCUUGGGCGGCGGCGGAGCUGGUAACCUCGGUUAGGAGCAGCACCAGCAGCGGUAACAGUAACUGUUAGAGAUGGCGGCGGCUGCUGCGGCACCUGCAGCAGCCCAGAGGUUUUUCCGGAGCUUCUCUGAUGCUCUGAUCGACGAGGACCCCCAGGCGGCGUUGGAGGAGCUGACUAAGGCUCUGGAGCAGAAACCAGAUGAUGCACAGUAUUACUGUCAAAGAGCUUAUUGUCACAUUCUUCUUGGGAAUUACCGUGACGCUGUUGCUGAUGCAAAGAAAUCUCUUGAACUUAAUCCAAAUAGUUCCAUUGCUCUGCUGAGAAAGGGGAUAUGUGAAUACCAUGAAAAAAACUAUGCUGCUGCUCUAGAAGCUUUUACAGAAGGACAGAAAUUAGAUAGUACAGAUGCUGAUUUCAUUGACUGGAUUAAAAGGUGUCAAGAAGCUCAGAAUGGAUCACAGCCUGAGGUGUCUGCAUCCCAGAGGACUUAUCAGUCAAAAAUCAAGUAUGACUGGUAUCAAACAGAAUCUCAAGUAAUCAUUACACUUAUGAUCAAGAAUGUUCAGAAGAAUGAUGUAAAUGUGGAAUUUUCAGAAAAAGAGUUGUCCGCAUUGGUGAAACUUCCUUCUGGAGAGGAUUAUAAUUUGAAGCUGAGACUUCUUCAUCCUAUAAUACCAGAACAGAGCACAUUUAAAGUACUUUCAACAAAGAUUGAAAUUAAAAUGAAAAAGCCAGAGGCUGUGAGAUGGGAAAAGCUAGAGGGGCAAGGAGAGGUGCCUAACCCCAGACGGUUCAUAACAGAUAUAAAGAACCUGUAUCCAUCAUCAUCUCAUUAUACAAGAAAUUGGGAUAAAUUAGUUGGUGAGAUCAAAGAAGAAGAAAAGAAUGAGAAAUUGGAGGGAGAUGCAGCUUUAAACAAAUUAUUUCAGCAGAUCUAUUCAGAUGGUUCUGAUGAAGUGAAACGUGCCAUGAACAAAUCAUUUAUGGAGUCUGGUGGUACAGUUUUGAGUACCAACUGGUCUGAUGUAGGUAAAAGGAAAGUUGAAAUCAAUCCUCCUGAUGAUAUGGAAUGGAAAAAGUACUAAAUAAAUUAAUUUGCUGUCA
This is a messenger RNA of Orcinus orca (killer whale), 1162 nucleotides long. RefSeq names its product SGT1 homolog, MIS12 kinetochore complex assembly cochaperone (gene SUGT1). The transcript has 13 exons. Gene Ontology annotation, molecular function: protein-folding chaperone binding. Lineage: Eukaryota; Metazoa; Chordata; Mammalia; Artiodactyla; Delphinidae. The record is from RefSeq and is a predicted model, not a curated record. Gene Ontology annotation, biological process: protein stabilization. Bases 130 to 1143 code for a protein of 337 amino acids.